Molecule: messenger RNA, 1585 nt
Organism: Catharus ustulatus (Swainson's thrush)
Lineage: Eukaryota; Metazoa; Chordata; Aves; Passeriformes; Turdidae
Gene: GPR65
Product: G protein-coupled receptor 65
Exons: 3
Coding region: 254-1291 (345 amino acids)
Biological process (GO): G protein-coupled receptor signaling pathway
Cellular component (GO): membrane
Molecular function (GO): G protein-coupled receptor activity
Source: RefSeq, a predicted model, not a curated record
CAUAACUGCAACCACUGCACGGGGACACGUGGCUGCCAAGGAUAGCUGUAAGCCAAUACCGUCCUCCUAGGCAAAAUCAGGUAUGCUCAGUAGCAGAGAGAAAAUCUGCGAAUGCUUCAGAUCAUGCAUUCAGAAGGCUGGAAUCUUGUCAAUCACGUCCUGAAGAACUAACAGAUGACAACCCGUCAGACUACAACGGGGGUUUCAUUGCACCCAGGCUGGAAUUAUCUCAGGGAUACCACUGGAGUGGACAAUGAACAACAGCACUGAGUGCCAUGAUGAUCACACCCUGGAUAAGUAUUUGUUUCCAUUUGUGUACAGCAUUGUGAUGAUGAUCAGUGUUCCCAUCAACUGCAUAUCCCUCUAUGCAUCUUGCGUUCAGGUGAGGAAAAAGAACGAGUUAGCAGUCUACAUCUUUAGCCUGUCCCUGGCUGACCUUUUGUACUCUUCGAUUCUGCCUCUGUGGAUUGAUUAUGCCUGGCAUGGAGAUGACUGGAGGUUCUCUGCCUUGCUUUGUCAGAUUUUUGCCUUCCUUAUGUAUAUGAAUUUCUACACCAGCACUGCGUUCCUUGCUUGCAUCUCUCUCAACAGGUACCUGGCAUUAGUUCACCCCUUGAAGCUCCACUACUUGCGCACAAGAAAAUUUUCAGUGAUUGUCAGCAUAAUUGUUUGGCUUCUGGAAAGCAUCUUUAAUUUAUUCAUACUGGUGAAAAAAGAAGUAUUCAGUGAUCCUUGCAAUUUCACUAAUCAUACAUUAUGCUAUGAUAACUACCCUCUGGAAAGGUGGCAGGCGAACAUCAAUUUAUUCCGAAUAUGCUCAGGAUACUUGGUCCCUUUGGUAACCAUUUUGUUUUGCUACUAUAAAAUCUACCAAGUAGUGAGGUAUAACCAAGCCACAAUGGAUGAAGAAAAGAAAAAAGUAAGGAAACUUAUUCUGAACAUCACAGUUAGUUUCAUUGUUUGCUUCACUCCUUAUCAUGUUGUGUUGCUUAUCCGCAGCAUCAAAGAGCCUUCCACCUCCGAUCCACAUCUUCUCUUGCCACUGUAUAAGGUUUACAGAAUCACACAGGCCUUAACAAGUUUGAAUUGCAUUGCGGAUCCUAUUCUGUACUGCUUUGUGAGUGAAGCUGCACGAACAGAGGUAGUGAAUUUGCUCAGGUGUUGCUUGUGCCUACAAAGGCGUGAGGAAGACCAAGGGAAAGAACGUGCUCUGUGCAGUUCUACUACAAAAAAGACUGCACUGAUCACCUACAGAACUUCCUGUGAAACACAGAGUGUCAGAAUUUCCUGAAUGAGCAAUGCAAAUGAAAACUGGAUAACCUAAAAGGAAAAGAAAGAAAAAAUUCUUCUGCAGUCUGUACUUAGAAAAUGCCCCAAAAGUCAGAGAUACCAGUCUAAGCAAAACCAGUAGCUGGAGCCAAUAAGAACUUACUGUAGGGUCAAUGAAAUCAAUGGAGUAUCAACACAUCACACAUGGUAUAUAAAUCAGUGACAACAAACAAACGCACAAUCAAGAAGGAUGGCUGUGACAUGCUGACAGAAUUACUGAGGAUCCCCCACAGAACUGUCUCCUGUUGCAGCUUGC